UGAAUGCCGAUGACCCCACAGUGCUGAUCGGUGCCGUGGGCGGUUCCGUCACCUUCCAGAGCCGUAACCCGGAUCGAAUAUCGGCAUUCUGGACUUUUGGGACUGUACCCAUCGUGACCGUGAUAUUCAGGGAUGGCCCUCAAGCCGUGUUUUCAGUAAAAAUAUAUGAGAAGCGUUUCUCCAUCUCUGAGGACGGCAACGCCCUCACUCUCUCCCAGCUGAGCAUGGAGGACGCCGGCAACUACUCCGUAAGGAUUAACAGCAAAAUAUCCACCUUCACCCUGCACGUGUACAGGCCGCUGCCCCAGCCCACGGUGACGUGCGAGGCCCAGAACUGCUCGGCCGGGAGCUGCCUCCUGUCCCUGCGCUGCUCCGCGCCCGGCGCCGGCCUGGGCAGCGUCCGGCUGGGCUGGAGCAGGGGGCAGCGGCCGUGGGCCGAGGGCGCCGCGCUGCAGCUGCUGCGGGAACCCAGCCCGGAGGGGCCGGAGCCGCUGACCUGCACGGCCCGGAACCCCGUCAGCAGCAGCAACGUCACUGUCACCGACCCCGGGGGGCUCUGCAACG
Malurus melanocephalus (red-backed fairy wren) is the source of this 564-nucleotide messenger RNA. Its product is annotated as SLAM family member 7-like. Gene Ontology annotation, biological process: T cell activation. The annotation marks the transcript as partial. The transcript has 2 exons. Gene Ontology annotation, cellular component: external side of plasma membrane. The record is from RefSeq and is a predicted model, not a curated record. NCBI's taxonomy places the organism in Eukaryota, Metazoa, Chordata, Aves, Passeriformes, Maluridae.